This is a messenger RNA of Pelagomonas calceolata, 1224 nucleotides long. NCBI's taxonomy places the organism in Eukaryota, Pelagophyceae, Pelagomonadales, Pelagomonadaceae. The record is from the annotation of a GenBank genome assembly.
GUGUCUUCCUGAAGUACAGGCCGCUAGCUCCGGCGUGCGCGCGGCUGUGAGCUUGAGCUGGGCCACGGCUGCACUUCUUUGCACCGUAAGACGUGUUGCAGAGCAUCGACUCACAGAUCAUCGGUUUUGGGCAAUCGAUGCGAUUAUCUGAUCGCGUUUUCACAAAGUGCUCUCCACAAGCAGCCAGGAGAGCAACUGCAUCAAAUUGCUGCAACCAACUGCUCCACUGACAGCGUAAUCUUGCGGCCGCUGGACAAACAACCGCUGCUGCAACAGCAGCAAUGCGCCGCGCCCUAGCCGUCUGCUGCGCGUCAUCUGCAGCCGCGCUCGACACGGUCUCGAGCCGCCUCCUGCGAAGAGUGAAACGCGUAGAUGCUGGAGGCGACGCGUACCGGUCGGCGCGCGACUUUGUGCUGAACGGCGAGGCACUGGGGAAGGUCUUGCCGCAGGCCGCCGAUGCAUUAAAGCCGUUCUUCGCAGUAACAGACGACGCCGUCGCGCUGGACGCCGCGGACCCGACUGCUGUUCUCAAGGACGCCUUCGACGCAUUAAGAGCGCAGGACGCAAUACCGAUGCUGCGCGGCUGGAGAGACGAGCCCUUCGCGAUACGGCCAUCCUUUGCCGCCCCUGCGAGAGCCGUGGUCGAGCGCGCGGCCGCGCCGCUCCUGGGCGCGCCGGCGUACGGCGUCUUCUGCACGGCUUACGUGCAAGACGACAGCGGCGCGCCGGCCGAGGUCUGGCUCGGCCGCCGGUCGAAGAGCAAGCCAACGUGGCCGGGCCUGCUCGAUAGCGUGGCAGCCGGAGGUCUGGCUGCCGGCGAGCUACCGCGCGACGCCAUGGCUGCGGAGUGCCAGGAGGAGGCCGGCGUGGCUGAAGACAUGCUACGGGGGCUCAAGCCCGUCGGCGCCGUGUCGUACACGGGCUUCCACCAGGACCGGGACUGGGCCGUCAAGCCCGACACGCUAUUUUGUUUUGACUUGGCCGUACCUCACGACUGGGCUCCUACCCCGGUGGACGGCGAGGUCGAAAGCUUCGAGCGGGUAUCGAUCACAGAGUUGAUCGACCGCUUGGUCCAGGACGACGACGCCUGGAAGCCGAACGUGGGCUUGGUGCUCACCGACUUCCUCGUGCGCCACGGCCGCGUCCCCGCGGACGAUGCCGAAUACCUCGACCUCAUCCGGGCGCUGCGGAACGGGGGAUGUGCGUGACGUUUUAAUUAUCAGC